GGGAGGGAAAAUCAAUUUGGGGGAAAGGGUUUUGCUUCCUCUCCUCUCAUGCGCUAUGAAGAGAAGACAUAGCGAUAAAGUCUCGAUUCGUAUCCACAACACCGGCCCACCGUUGAUUUCUCGCUCCACCGGUUCACCCACAGAGUCACUUCACGUCGAAUCAGAUCGUCCGUACACGAUUGGUCGAAGUAUAGCUAACGGGUCAUGCGAUUUCGUCCUCGAUCAUGUCGGAAUCAGUAGAAACCACUGCCAGAUUCUAUUCGAUAGCCAAAGUAGCAAACUUUACGUUUUUGAUGGUGUGAUUCUUUCGAAUUAUUCAGGUGGGUUUAGUCAAUUUUUCAAUGAGGUGGAGAAGGAGGGUUUGAGGUUUAAGGUUUCUUUGAAUGGUGUGUAUGUUAAUCGAGUUAAGGUUAGGAAAGGUAGAGUUCAAGAGGUUUUGGUUGGUGAUGAGGUGCUGUUUGUUUGUGGGAAGGAAGGGUUGUGUUAUAAAGAUGGGCGAGUUGGUUUUGUGGUUCAGGAGAUUUGUUUUGAAGGGAGAGAUGCUUCUGUUUCCGAAGGACAUUCUAGGGGGAGUUUUUCUAGUGGGAAGAGAAGUAAAAGGGUUUUUGCUCCGAUGGAAAAUGAAGUCAGUUCUUUGGUUUCUGGGGUUUGUGGUCGUAAAGCUGUUGGUGGUGUUGUUGAGAGGUUGAACUCUCUUGUAAGCUAUUGUAGACAUGUAUUGAAUAGUGAUGAUCCUGUAUCUUGCCUUAGGGUGUCAGAUUCUGGAAAAGAAUGCGUGUCCUGUUGUACAGGGUUAAGGUUAAAAGGAGGUAUAGUGGCUGAUAAUAGAGAAGUCAGGAGUGAUGAGGAGAAUCAUGAGAUUGGUCAUGGACAGCCAAGCCUACAAUUACAUUUAGGUAGAAGUUUAGCUGUCUCAAACUUGUUUAGCCAAGUAGGAAGUGACGGUGGGGAGAAAGAAAGCAUUUGCGAUAUUAGUUACAUUAAUAAGGAGAGAAGCUAUCAGUGUUCUGUACAAUCACCUGGGAAGAACUUUUAUCUAAAUCGUCUUCAGUAUAUUGAACAUGACCCAACUGGUAGUCAACGGGUGGUUUCUUUGCCAGAACUUCUUCACCCUGUGGAGAGUAUCUCACAAAUCUUUGUUGCAACAUUUACGAGUGAUAUCUUAUGGUUUCUUACCGGCUGUGAGAUACCUAGUCAUUUGCCUGUGACUGUUGCAUGUCACCAUGCUGAGAGAUGUUGGAGCUCAAGCCCUGAUUCAAGAACUUCUGCUCCUUUGCCAAAUUACCCAAAUGUAACUAUGGUGUUUCCACCAUUUCCUGAGGAAAUUGCAUUUGGGAAAGAUAGAAAGAACCGAGGCAUUGCUUGUCAUCACCCCAAGCUGUUUAUUCUGCAAAGAGAAGAUAAUGUGCGUGUAAUUAUUACGUCUGCAAACUUAGUAGCAAGACAGUGGGAUGACGUGACCAACACAGUUUGGUGGCAAGAUUUUCCACGAAGAGCAAACCCUGAUUACUUAUCCCUUUUCAGCCAUUUCAAAAAGGAAACCAAUCGUGGUUUAAGUUCAGAUUUUGGUGCUCAGCUAGCUGGAUUUGCUGCGACACUUUUGUCUGAUGUUCCAAGUCAAGCCCAUUGGAUUCUCGAGUUCACAAAGUACAACUUUGAACACUCAGCAGGUCAUCUUGUCGCUUCAGUGCCCGGAGUUCAUUCUUAUAAGCCCUCUUAUCUUACAGAAUCUGUUCGCUCAAGCACCGCUAUCAAUGAAGAGUUUCUAGGAUCUGUUGAAGCGUCUGUCGUUGGCCUAAGUUACCUUUUCCGUUCUACCAGUGAUUCUACAGGAGCACAACUGAAACGACUGGCUUCAUAUAUUAGCAGAACCCGUGAAAAUUCUUUCGGAAUGUUGGAACUUGUUAUGAGAAGAAACACCAAUGUUCCUGCUGACUUGAAUGCUGUGAGCGUCCUUGUCCCUAAUCCUAAUGAUGAUUCGAGAGACGAGUUUGUCCAGCUAGGCUUUUUGCCGAGGAAUAUUGCAAAAUGGGUUUCACCUCUGUGGGAUAUUGGGUUCUUUAAAUUUGUGGGAUAUGUGUAUCGAGAUGAAGUCCUUGCAGCUGCUUCUUGUAGGAGCAACCAGAAGGUGCAACUGAUGCUGCAUGUAUUACAUGGAGUGUCCAUUUCAGAAAUGUCAAAGUUGAUUCAACCACAUCAUGUUGUUGCGUUGUGCUCGUUGAUUGCUUCACUUCAGAGAUGUACUGGCAUUUGGAGGCUACAAGAGGUGUUAGGCUGUUACAAGUGGCCUGAAUCUCAGGAAUCUGAUUUUAUCUACAGUGCAUCUUCGGUUGGAGGCUCAGUAACUGCAGGAUUUCAAGCUGAUUUUGCAUCAGCUGCUGGUAAAAAAAUGUUACAGCAUUUUGACUCCCAGGAGUCUGAUCCUGAGUGGGGAUGCUGGAGUGCUAGGGAGGAACGAGAAGCUCCUUCCAUUAAAAUCAUCUUCCCUACCAUUGAAAGGGUGAAGAAUGGCCUGCACGGUGUCAUGUCUUCAAGACGUCUGCUCUGCUUCUCCGAUAAAACCUGGCAAAAGUUGAGAUAUAACAAUGUGCUUCACGAUGCAGUUCCUAAUCCUCAGGACAGAGUAGGACACCCGAUGCAUAUCAAGGUGGCUAGAAGACGCUUCACCUCUACUGGUUCAGGGUCUUCUUCAUUUGGUUGGGUUUACUGCGGCUCACAUAAUUUUAGUGCAGCUGCCUGGGGACAAACCAUUUCCAGAUCCUCCAGGACCAACCAGGACCAGUCUUAUAAUGCCACUAGAUCGGUCAGUAAACUUCGUGUGUGCAACUACGAGCUCGGGAUUGUAUUUGUUUUCCCUCCACCUCAUGAAGAAACUGACUCAAAUGAUGGGUCUAAAAUUGAUGACAUUGUGUUGCCGUUUGUUGUACCGGCUCCAAAGUAUGGAUGGAGUGAUAGACCGGCUACAGGUUUGGCUAUGAGGGAAGCUUUGGCUGAGUUCAGGGAAGGGUCUAGAAGUGUCUUUGGAGAAAGUGAAGUUGAGGAAGUAGAGGAGGAAGAAGAAGAUGAGGCUGAAGCUGAAGGAAGAGGAGAGUUUGUUGUAGAAGAAGAGAAGCAAGAAGAGAAGGCUUACGCUGAGGCGUUGUGGAGCCAGGUCGAGUCCUCCCUCAGCUCCUGAAAAAUACUUACAUAUGUAACGUGUAAAAACAUUUGUUGGGAUUAUAAAGGGUAAGAAAUAAAAAUGAUUUUUCUCAUU
Molecule: messenger RNA, 3253 nt
Organism: Brassica napus (rape)
Lineage: Eukaryota; Viridiplantae; Streptophyta; Magnoliopsida; Brassicales; Brassicaceae
Exons: 12
Coding region: 56-3175 (1039 amino acids)
Biological process (GO): DNA repair
Cellular component (GO): nucleus
Molecular function (GO): zinc ion binding; protein binding; hydrolase activity, acting on acid anhydrides, in phosphorus-containing anhydrides
Source: RefSeq, a predicted model, not a curated record